UUAGUAUAAAGCCCGCUUGCUUUGAGGUGGCUGUAAGUUUUCUCGUAAAGCCAUUGAGGCUGCUCGACUAUCACCGGAUAAAUAUUUGCACCCUCAUUCGGCGACAAAAAUGUACCCAGCAUCCAGCACCCCAACCGUGCUGCUACUCGUCGACAUCCAGGAGGGCUUCAAGCACCCGACGCACUGGGGCAAGACACGCAGCACCCCCACCUUUGAAGCCAACGUCGCGGCCCUCCUCGAGGCCGCGCGCCGACACAACCACAACCACGGCACCACCAAGCCAGAACACCACGCAGUGCAAAUCAUCCACGUCCACCACCACUCCACGUCGCCCGACUCGCCCCUACACCCCUCACACCACCUCCCCAGCUCGCCAAUCCCGUCGGUAGCGGCACUAUCGUUCGCGGCCCCGCGAGCGGGAGAGCCGAUCGUCACCAAGCACUUCAACAGCGCCUUCGUGGGGACGGACCUGGAGGCGCGGGUGCGGGCGUCUGGGGCGCGGCAGCUCGUGGUCGCGGGCCUGACGACGGACCACUGCGUCAGCACCACAGCGCGCAUGGCGGCGAACCUGCAGGUUCUCGGUGGCGACGGCGACGGCGGGGCCGUGGUGGUGGUUGGCGACGCCACCGCCACGUUCGAGCGGGGCCCCUUCGAUGCCGACACCGUCCACGGCGUGCACCUCGCGAGCCUGGACGGGGAGUUUGCCCACGUGGCAAACACAGCGGCGGUUCUCGCGGCUGUAUUUCCAGGCUAGUCUUGAGGGGGGGGUGUGUGUGUGUGCAUGUCAAGGGAUUUAGCGUGGCCGCGGUGCAUACUUGGGAGACAGGAGAGAGGCGGCGGGAGCAUGCAGCGAGAGAGAGAGAAGAGAGCCGUCGCCAUGUGCGGGCUCCAUGUGUCAGGAUGAUGCAGGUCACUGAGUUGGCAUCCUUCUCGAACGCCGUAGAGCAAGCCCAAAUUAGCGGCCCUCGCGAUCGUCCUGUCCCAAUGACCGCAUUCGCGAGCGCCAAGGCAGCCGACGCCGACGCCUAGUUCGACCAUGGCGAGACACCAUGGCUUUUCUUGUCUGCCGCUAAUGCAGGUCUCACCUCCCUCCCAUUUUGGACAACGAAGACGCAGUGCACCGCCGCACGCCUUUUGGACAGGCAUCUCCAGAACGGCCGGCCUAUCCUGAAGCAUUCGUCCGGUGUUUACGUUCGGUGGGGGUCACGGCAGCCCCGCUUGGGCCUUAUCUUAUUCCUCUUUCGGCCUGACAGACAGAUUUCUUUUUUGGCUUUGGGUUUGAUGCUCGCGAAAGAACGUUUCCGCACAGACUGCGAUAAUCGUUACCGUCCAGGGCCAGGCCUUCCGCGACCGGCGGCGUGCACACCAUGAUCUCCCGGAGGACCGUCUUGUUUGGUAAAAACGGCUCGGGCCUACAGGGAUCAGUCUCAUUUUUAUCCAAGACGACACGCCCUGAUGGGGCCAUCAGAGAACAGCCCAAAAAUAAUGCCCCGACGGCAUCACAAAGUGAUAAGGGGGCCCUGUGGUCGGUGGUUGCACAAAUGAACCUUAUGUCCUAUUUAUUAUUACUGGGGCAAUAAAAUAAAACGUGGGUGGUUCUCGGUAAUGCCGUACCAACGGAGGAGGCGCAAGAAAAGACAUUUGGAUUGAGACCUUGGCCUUGUGAAACGACAUAAAUGCCCCAUUUUUAUUCUCUUG
Gaeumannomyces tritici R3-111a-1 is the source of this 1698-nucleotide messenger RNA. RefSeq lists its product as hypothetical. The record is from RefSeq and is a predicted model, not a curated record. Lineage: Eukaryota; Fungi; Ascomycota; Sordariomycetes; Magnaporthales; Magnaporthaceae. The coding region runs from base 110 to 754 and encodes 214 amino acids. The transcript has a single exon.